Tarenaya hassleriana is the source of this 4678-nucleotide messenger RNA. RefSeq lists its product as uncharacterized. NCBI's taxonomy places the organism in Eukaryota, Viridiplantae, Streptophyta, Magnoliopsida, Brassicales, Cleomaceae. The record is from RefSeq and is a predicted model, not a curated record. The transcript has 13 exons. The coding region runs from base 498 to 4388 and encodes 1296 amino acids.
UACUUUACGUCUACAAAAAUGGUGAUUUCUGUCUGAAGCGCAUUUUCUCUCUCUUAUUUCUCUCUCUACUGUAUCUUUGGGAAAAAGGGUGUUCACGGUGGAGGGAGAGACGACGCGAGAGAGAGAGAGAGAGAAAUCACAAUCUCCCCGCGGAAGCUAUUCGAAAUCAGAAAAUUUGAAAAGGUGAUGUGAGAUUCGAGUGAAGCCACAACCACCUCCAUUGUUAGGGUUUUAAGAAACUUUGAGAAGAAGAAAAUGCAUAAUCGAGGCCGAGCAGGAGAAAAUUGGGAAAGGGACUCGGCAAUGGGAGUCACUAUUUGAAUGUGAAUCUUGCAAAUACCGAUUCACCUUAACUACACGAAGAUCUUGCUUAUUCUUCUCGGCAGGAUGUGAAUUAUGGACUCAGAGCUUUUGAUGCUGUUCAACAUUGAUGUUAAGCGAUAAGUUUGAUAUUAAGACGAAGAUUUUGUACAAGGUUGUAUAGUUUCGAGCAGAAGAUGAAGUCCUCUACACCCCUUGACUAUGCCAUCUUCCAGCUUUCCCCGAGGCGAUCAAGAUGCGAGUUGUUUGUAUCUAGUGCCGGGAUUACGGAGAAGCUGGCUUCUGGACUAGUAAAGCCGUUUGUUGCUCAUUUAAAAGUGGCAAAAGAACAGGUUGCCGAGGCAGUUCAGUCUAUCAGGCUAGAAGUUGAAAGCAAUAAACAUGCUGAAACUUGGUUCACAAAAGGGACACUUGAAAGGUUUGUACGGUUUGUUAGCACUCCAGAGGUCUUGGAAUUGGUAAACGCUUUGGAUGUGGAGAUGUCACAGUUGGAAGCAGCCCGACAAAUAUAUGCUGAGGGGAUGGGUGAUCAGCAAUCUACAUCAAGAGAUGGCACAGAAGCUAUGGCGGCAGCUGAUCUGACAAAGAAGGAGCUACUGAGAGCUAUUGAUUUGCGACUGGCAGCAGUUAGGCAGGACCUAGCCACUGCAUGUAAUCGUGCAUCUGCUGCUGGUUUCUAUCCUGACACUGUCUCUGAAUUAAGGAAAUUUGCUGAUCAAUUUGGGGCCAGUCGCUUGAAUGAAGUAUGUACCAAAUUUAUCUUAGUUUGCCAAAGAAGGCCAGAGCUGAUCAGCUCUAGCGGAGCCACUUUGGAAGACAAAGCCAUACGAGCAUCAUGGGGAUCUGAUAUGUCUAUUGAUGACCCUAGUGAAGGGCAAUCUGGUCUCCAAGACGUGACUAGAUCUCAGACAGAUAGGAGCCAUCAAACUGGGAUGGAAGAAUCCCAACAAGAAUCAAAGCUUCCCAUGUUUCGUCAGUCCAGGUCCAAUCCCAACUUUCUCAUGCAGCAAACUAGCCAAAGUGAAAAGAAUGAUGAAGAGGAGACAGGUCCAGUGGUGAAUGAGCCAUCGUCAAGUCAGCCUAAACAACUCACAAGAAGGCUUAGCGUGCAAGAUAGAAUCAACCUCUUUGAGAACAAGCAGAAAGAGAGCUCAAACUCUGGAGGGAAACCAGCUGCAGGAAAAUCCAUUGAGGUGAAAAGACUCUCUACUGACUUAUCAUCUUCUAUGGGUAUGGAGAAGGUUGUGUUACGGAGAUGGAGUGGUGCUAGUGACAUGAGCAUCGAUUUAAGCAAUGACAAGCAAGAUGGUACUGGCGAUAGUCCAUUGUGCACACCCUCAUCAUCAUCAGUGUUGAAAGAUGGAAGCAAUGUAUAUCAAAACCAAUUUGUUAACAGUGACCAGAAACACCAAAAUGGUUUGAGCAAUCCCGCAAUCUCAAGUUCUGAUGGUGUCGGUGUCCUGGGAUUGGGCCAAUUAGAGAUUCAAAAUUCAAGUUCUAGUUUGUUGGGAAAAAACAAGGAGGUGGACUUGAAGGUGAAAUUGAAUACGAAGAAUCAAGUGGAACAUCGAGGAGUCUCACAUGGUUCUUUGGUCCGUGGGGAAAAGGAUUCCAGGUGUAUGAACCAAUCAUAUUCUGAGGUGAGCUCCAGAGGGGCUUUGGAUAACUCAGAGAAUGAAAAAACGAAUGAUGAAUCCAAUGCAGACAUGGGUGAUUUGGAAAUGAACAGCAAGAACCUUAUACAACAAUCCAGGGAUUCCCAGAGUCAGUCAUUGUCUCUGUUGCAGCAUCUGGAUGGUAUUGAACCUAACAAUGCGAGUGUCCGGUACAACGGAGGAUCAGUGGAAACUCAGAAAAAAGAGCUAACAUCUUCAGAUAGGCAACCAUCAUUGGUUGAAGAUCCCCAGGGAAGGAGGGCCCAGAAACUGGUUUCUGCAGGUUCUGAACAGAUAAAAAGGCCUUAUGAUCAGAGGACUGGAAUUGAUUCUGCUGAUUCGAGUACAAAGCCAAGUGUUUCAGACAGGUCAGAGAAUGAUUCUCUGACACAUCCAUUCCCAGCAGAGCAAGCUCAAAGGACAAGACUGACAAAGGGGAACCAAGAGCUAAAUGAUGAAUUGAAAAUGAAAGCGAAUGAGCUUGAGAAACUGUUUGCUGAACACAUGCUCCGUGUUCCUGGGGAACAAUCCAGUUCUGGUCGACGUGGUAUACCCGCUGGAAAGCCAAGUGAAAAGGUGGCAACUUCACAGCUUAGAAGACAUGCAGCUUCAGAAUCAUCUCCUGUACAACUACCUGAUAGGAAGACAAUGGCGAAACCCGCUUUAGGAUCAAGCGAUGCAGACUUCAGAACUCCGCCAACAACAAAGAUGGUUGGCAACAAUGACUAUGGGGAUACUGCGAGGCUGAAGUUUUCAGAUCUCAGCUUUUCAGUUGAUUCUAGAGGAAAGUUCUAUGAGAAAUAUAUGGAGAAAAGGGAUGCCAAGUUGAGGGAAGAAUGGAGUUCUAGAAGGUCUGAGAAGGAAGCCAAAUUGAAGGCGAUGCAAGAUACACUUGAUAGCAGUAGCGCCGAGAUGAAGGCCAAGUUUUCUGUGUCUGCAACAAAAUAUGAUUCAAAUGCUCGACGAGCAGAGAAACUUGUGUACUUCAAUUCUAGGAUGAGUGCCAAAAAGGAACAGCAUCCGGUUAGCUCAUUUCAGAGUGAAGAAGAUGGGGAUGUUUCUAGGAUCAACCAGAGUAAGAAGCUUCAACAAAACAAAAAUAAUUUCUUGGCUACUCGAACUACUGCUACAUCAGGUUUACGGUCAACGGCUAAAGCUUCUACCACUAGCUCUGUUAAACGGAGAGUGCAUUCAGACAAAUCUCUUGCACAGUCAGUCCCCAACUUCUCUGACGUAAAGAAGGAGGGCAUGAAACUAUCCUCUGGGCCUGGAAAAACUGGUCUCCGUCUACAGGCAAGAAACUCUGCCCGCCCAAAGAGUACAAAUGAAGAAGAAAAACCUCAGAGGCCGACGAACCUCAGGAAAACUGCUUCUGAAGCUGCUGAGUUAGCAGAGUUGUCUCCUACGAAGUCUGAUGAUAGUGUUACCAUCCCUCUGAAUCUUGAUCAGGAGCAAAAUGGGAUAGAAUGUACCAAUCUUGGACUAGGUAUCGGUUCUGAUAUUGCCCAGCUAAAAGUUUCAGACGGCUCUGAGAGUUUCAGAAAUGAUGAGAAGUAUGGUGAACAUACCUUUGAGUCCGAGGGGUCAGAGGAUGCAGGGAAAGAGGGAGCGGAAGAAGAUCUCGAGGCCAUGGAAGUCGAAGCCUGUGCCGAUACAGAAAAUGGGAAACCAAGACUGAGCCAAGGGUUUGACAAAUGGGGUGAUACUGGGGCUGGAAACGAUGAAGCAGUGAGAUCUGUUUCUAGGGAUGACCACGGCUCAAAUGCUGAAUUACACGGUGCUAUGAAUUCAAGGCAUCCUUCAGGUGAAUGUCCUGUUUCGUGGAGCUCAAGGGCGAAGCACCAAUUUUCCUAUCCAAAUGAGGCAUCUGAUUUUGAUGUUUCUGUGGACUCUCCAGUGGGUAGUCCUGCAUUCUGGAAUUUUCCGUCUCUUAACCAUGCGGAGGACGAUGCAACUCAAAUGAGAAAGAAAUGGGGAGCAGCUCAGAAACGUGUUAAUGCUGGCAAUCCAUCCCAAAACCAAUCCCGCAAGGACAUGACAAAAGGGCUGAAAAGGCUACUAAACUUUGGUAGAAAAAACCGAGGAACAGAGAGUUUGGUUGACUGGAUAUCAGCUACAACUUCUGAAGGAGAUGAUGAUACAGAAGAUGGAAGAGAUCCUGCAUAUCGGUCUUCAGAAGACUUGAGAAAAUCGAGAAUGGGAUUCUUGCAGAGUCAUCCCUCCGUUGAGAGCUUCAACGAGAGCGAGCUAUUUAGCGAACAAGCUAGAACAACAGGCAAUUCCAUGACAGCUCCUGCGAUGAACUUCAAGCUGAAGGAGGAUCAGAUGUCGGGAAAUUCUGUCAAAGCACCUCGGUCAUUCUUUUCGCUCUCCAAUUUUCGUAGCAAGGGAAGUGAUUCAAGGCCGAGAUGAUGAGCUCAAUACUCAGAUUCUUGCAGCAAAAAUAGUUUGGGAAGAUGAUGUAAAGGAAGCGUGUAUAGAAAGGUAAAGAUCCUCUCAUGUAAGGCCAUGGCAAGAGGAUGUGUAUGUGAAAAGGCUCAUCUUCCUCCUCCUGUUUCUCUCUGUUUAUUUACCGAUGGUUGUACUUUGUAAAUUGUAUCCAACAUUAUCACCUCUCUCUUGCACCCUUUUUACUUCUUCAAUAAUCUCAAACUCUAUUAACACUUUUUCCAUAGCCAGAAUCAAACACAAAAGUUUUUACA